Amaranthus tricolor (Joseph's coat) is the source of this 1078-nucleotide messenger RNA. RefSeq names its product plasmodesmata-located protein 7. The record is from RefSeq and is a predicted model, not a curated record. The coding region runs from base 68 to 913 and encodes 281 amino acids. The transcript is spliced from 3 exons. Lineage: Eukaryota; Viridiplantae; Streptophyta; Magnoliopsida; Caryophyllales; Amaranthaceae. Gene Ontology annotation, cellular component: plasmodesma.
UCCAACACAACCUAAUUUGCUCAAUCACUUUCCUUGCCUUAGUAUUCCAAACUCACAUUUUUCACAUAUGGCACCUUCACUUCCAACAUUUUUUCUCUCAUUCAUCCUUUCUCUCUCCACCGUCACUCACUCCUCUCCACUCCACUCCUUCUUCUACGGCGGCUGCUCCCAACUUCACUACUCCCCCGACGACACCGCCUACACUUCCAACCUCAACUCCCUCCUCACUUCCUUAGUCAACUCCGCCACUUACAUGUCCUACAACCACUUCGCCGUCGCUGGUACCUCACCCAACGACGUCGUUUACGGCCUUUACCAAUGCCGCGGCGACCUCUCCAUGCCGGACUGCGCCACCUGCGUAGCAUACUCCGUCAGUCGACUCGGAGCCCUCUGCCCGGGAACAUGCGGCGGCGCAAUCCAACUCCAAGGGUGCUACGUCAAAUUUGAUAAUGAUACGUUCAUCGGAGCCGAGGAUAAGACGGAGGUGUUUAAGAAAUGUGGGCCUCCUACGGGGUAUCAAGAUAAGGUAGCGGGUCGAGAUGCGGUGUUGGAUGGGGUGGUUGGUGGUGCUGGAGGAAUUUAUCGGGCCGGUGGUUCGAAAGAUGUGGCGGUGAUUGCGCAAUGUGUAGGAGAUUUGGGUGGAGGACAAUGUCAAGAUUGUUUGCAAGAAGCAGUUACACAAGUGAAGAUGGUUUGUCCAAUGAGUGCGUAUGGAGACAUGUUUUUGGGCAAAUGUUAUGUUAGGUAUACUAUUGGAGGUGGUCGUGGAUAUUUUAAUUCCUAUACUAAUGGAUCCGACAAAAACAGAGGUGUGAAAACAUUUGCUCUCAUAAUUGGAUUAUUAGCUGCUAUUGUCAUCGCCAUCAUAUUUCUCACUUUCAUUUGCCGAGUCUUUGCUAGAAGUAGUAAAUAAAUGAUUAAAAUAUUUCAGAUUGUUCGUCCUAAAAAUUAUUGCUUUUCACACCAACUACCUGCAGGGUUAGUCUUAUUUUUUUUUUCUCUUCGUAAUGGUAACUUUCCAUCCAAUAUUCAUGUAUUUAUAACUUAAAUUAAAAUAUGAGAUUAUUUAUAUUAUUGU